Messenger RNA from Wasmannia auropunctata (little fire ant), 1500 nucleotides. Its product is annotated as homeobox protein Nkx-2.4-like. Gene Ontology annotation, biological process: cell differentiation; regulation of transcription by RNA polymerase II. Bases 1 to 1500 code for a protein of 499 amino acids. The transcript is spliced from 4 exons. Lineage: Eukaryota; Metazoa; Arthropoda; Insecta; Hymenoptera; Formicidae. The record is from RefSeq and is a predicted model, not a curated record. Gene Ontology annotation, molecular function: RNA polymerase II cis-regulatory region sequence-specific DNA binding; DNA-binding transcription factor activity, RNA polymerase II-specific. Gene Ontology annotation, cellular component: nucleus.
AUGAGCGGUGGCAGCGGCGGCGGCGGAAACAGCGGCGGCAAUCAAGGUGGUAAUGGCAACGCCACGACUUAUCAUCAGCACCAACAGCAGCAGCAGCAGCAGCAGCAGCAACAGCAACAGCAGCAGCAGCAGCAAUCGCUGGAGCAGGCCGGCCUGCUGUCGGACCUCAAUGGCAUCGACCUGGCGAUGAGCCUGUCGCCGAAGCAGCACUCAUCCCACGUGCAAGCUGCCGUCGGUGCCCACACUACGCCCUUUAGCGUCUCCGAUAUCUUGUCGCCGAUCGAGGAAUCUUACCGGAAGCUCGAGCUCGCCGCCGCCGCCGCCGCCGUCGGUGUUAAUGUCGGCGUCGUAACACAUUCCCAGGGCUCGCCUUACGGGAACGCAUGCGGUGCACGGGUGGGUGGUAACACCGGUAGCUCGAGCGCGAGCAGCGGCAGCCCGCCGCUACACGGCGGUUCGACGCCCGGCGGCAGCACCCCCGGACCGGUUUCCGUUGCCAACGGGGCCGCCCCCGGUGGCGGUGGCGGCAGUGCCGGCGGCGCCGGCGGAGGCAUGAGUGCCAUGGGUAAUCCUUACGCGACUAUGCAGCUCACGUCGCAAUAUCAAUACUGCGCCGCGGAAUUGUCGCCGUAUCAUCACGCCGGGCCCGGCGUGGGCGCCACCGCCACGGCCACGGACCCCAUGAGGUCCCACGCGGUCUCGUCGCACCAUCAUCCGUGGUACGCACCGGCGCCACCGGCCACCAACGAUCCGCGCUUUGCCAUCUCGCGGCUGAUGGGCGCCGCGGCGGCGGGCGCCGGGACCAACAUGGCCGGCUGCUCGGUGGGCCAGUCGAUGGGCGACGUGACCAAGUCGUCGGGGAUGGGGGUGGGCGUCGGCGUCGGGGUCGGCGUCGGCAUGGGCGUCGGCGCGAUGCAAUUCCCCCUCGCGCAGAGACGUAAGAGACGCGUCCUCUUCACCCAGGCCCAGGUCUACGAGCUCGAAAGGCGGUUCAAGCAGCAAAAGUACCUCAGCGCGCCCGAACGGGAGCAUCUGGCGUCCUUAAUUCAUCUAACGCCCACGCAGGUGAAGAUAUGGUUUCAAAAUCACCGAUAUAAAUGCAAGAGGCAAGCGAAGGAAAAGGCCAUGGCCGAGCAGAACGCCCAAAAUCAGAGUGCGAGCUCGCCGCGGCGGGUGGCGGUGCCGGUGCUGGUGAAGGACGGGAAGCCAUGCGGGAGCGGCGGCGGCGGCGGGAACGAGGGUAGCCGCGGCGGGCCCAGCGCGGCCCUGGCGAGCCCGGCGCCGCACAUGACGGCGGCCUCGAGUCCCCACGGCACCCAUCACGCGGCGACCUCCUCGGUCACCCAUCACUCGGUCGUCGCCGGCGUCAGCCACGUGAUGAGCUCGAGCCAGAGCCUGCAGCACUGCUCGUACACGCGGUCCGGCGCGCAGCAGGGCAUGCAGCAGCAGCAGCAGCCGCAGUGCGGCGCGUAUCUACCGCUGCAGGGCCGAGCCUGGUAG